CAACCCGGCUGAAGGACUCCCUACAGGGUAUCUAGUACAUAGAACGCAGUAAUGUCUAGCGAAGACGAGGAGGUUGCUCGACCUCAGUACAAGAGACAGAAGCAUACCAGAGCUUGCGAGUUCUGCAGGCGGAGGAAAGUUGGUUGUAAGUUCCCACUCUUCAGCUUGCUCAAUGGUAGGACGCUCGCCAACAAAAUCCUUCUAGGCGACGCUGCUGACAAACCCGACAAUCGUUGCUCAAGAUGCAUUGCCCAUGGCAUUCAAUGUCAGUACGAUCCUGCAGCCAAGAUGAAGCGUCCGACGAAGAAUCACAGAUACGUGGAAGCACUCGAAGAUCGCCUGUCGAAAGUGGAGGAUCUCCUCAAGAAACUUCAUCCAGAAGCGAGCGCCAGCCCGGAGAGCCUGGAAGACGCGCCGCAGCGUAUGCCCUGCAGCAGUUUCCGUCGAGCGACGCAUCCGACCUUGCCGGCCAGCGUCCUCUUCCCUCGAGGCUUUCACCCAACCACUGGCACAGACUCUUCCGACGACAUCGAUCCGAGCGACGACGACGGCCAUGCCGUCACUGACGUCAACUUCAAGGGCUACCAUGGCAAAUCCAGCGGCUCUGAUCUCAGGCCUCUACAGGACAUCACAAAGCCAUUCACUCCCAACACACUUGCAUUGGCAUCAAAUAUCUUCCCCGCUUACAAGGAGAACGUCUACCCGCCGCGGGAUCUCAUGCACGAACUAAUUGACGCGUAUUUCAAUCGCCUUAACAUCUAUCUGGCUCUCCUUCAUCGACCGACCUUCGAGCGUGACGUCAAGAAUGGCCUGCAUCUCCGCGACAGGGGCUUCGGUGCUGUCUUGCUGCUGGUCUGUGCGAUCGGCAGCGGGUUGUUGCUAGACUCUUCGCAAAUUCAAUCGCACGGGCCGCCGCCAGGAUACCACUGGUUUGAGCUAGUGAGCACCACGGACUUUUCGCUCCUUGCGCGGCCUAGACUUUACGACCUCCAAGCUUGUGCGCUCAUUGCCGCAUACAUCAAUAUGGCGAGCUCUCCGCAGGGAUGCGGCGUCAUGCUGAGCUUAGGCAUUCGGAUGGCACAGGACGUGGGCGCGCACCGGAAGAAGAUGUAUAGUGCGACACCUACGCCGGAACAAGAGCUUUGGAAGCGUGCUUUCUGGGUCCUUGUCGCCAUGGACAGAAUAGCAAGCUUCGCGUUAGGACGUCCAAGCACAAUCAACGACGAAGACUUCGAUCUUGACCCGAUGACGGAGUGUGACGAUGAGUACUGGUCACAUCCUGAUCCAUCGCAAGCCUUCAAGCAGCCACCUGGGAAGCCGUCGAAAGUCGCAUUCUGCAACGCGUUCAUUCGGCUGCUGAAAAUACAAGCUUCUGCUUCGCGCACGAUUUUCACGCUGAACAAGUCCAAGCUCUUGCUUGGCUACGUCGGCCCGGAGUGGAAACAACGCAUCGUUGCGGAGCUCGACUCCUCGAUGAACAAGUGGCUGUAUACAGUGCCUCCCCAUUUACGCUGGGACCCGAACCGCGAAGACAUCCUCUUCUUCUACCAAUCGGCGAUCCUCUACACCAGCUACUAUCAGCUCCAGAUCUGCAUUCAUCGCCCAUUCAUUCCAUCGCCCCGUCGGCGUGUUGACAAUCCCCCGCUUCCUUCCAUGACGAUCUGCGUGAAUGCAGCACGGGCGUGCGUUCGCGUGCUCCAUGCCCAGCACAAACGCAUGAUGGCAGCGUCGGGCAUCACAAGCUACACCUUCACCCCGUUCGAAAUGCCGCUGUUCACAGUAGGAACCAUGUUGGGUGUCUACCUCUGGUGUGGGGCGAGGGACGCGCAGGCCACUCUGGAGGACAUGGAUAUCUGUUUCAAUAUUCUCAAGGACUUCGAGGAGCAUAGCGUUGGUGCACGAAAGCUGAGGGCCGUCCUUGAAGUUAUGGUCCCCUCUGCUUCCAGGUCACCCGGGGAAGGACCUCCUUCUGCUUCGCGCACGAUUUUCACGCUGAACAAGUCCAAGCUCUUGCUUGGCUACGUCGGCCCGGAGUGGAAACAACGCAUCGUUGCGGAGCUCGACUCCUCGAUGAACAAGUGGCUGUAUACAGUGCCUCCCCAUUUACGCUGGGACCCGAACCGCGAAGACAUCCUCUUCUUCUACCAAUCGGCGAUCCUCUACACCAGCUACUAUCAGCUCCAGAUCUGCAUUCAUCGCCCAUUCAUUCCAUCGCCCCGUCGGCGUGUUGACAAUCCCCCGCUUCCUUCCAUGACGAUCUGCGUGAAUGCAGCACGGGCGUGCGUUCGCGUGCUCCAUGCCCAGCACAAACGCAUGAUGGCAGCGUCGGGCAUCACAAGCUACACCUUCACCCCGUUCGAAAUGCCGCUGUUCACAGUAGGAACCAUGUUGGGUGUCUACCUCUGGUGUGGGGCGAGGGACGCGCAGGCCACUCUGGAGGACAUGGAUAUCUGUUUCAAUAUUCUCAAGGACUUCGAGGAGCAUAGCGUUGGUGCACGAAAGCUGAGGGCCGUCCUUGAAGUUAUGGUCCCCUCUGCUUCCAGGUCACCCGGGGAAGGACCUCGUACAGCACCAGGCUCCAACCUUGCCAAGGAAGGCGCACAGACGAUUGAUGAGAUUCUGACAGUUGCAAUGAAGAGCCUCCGUAUCUCUCCUCACACCACCUCGAGCUCUGACAGCUCCGGCACCCCCAGCACGCCCGCCAGUGCAGAUCCCGCGCUCUCAUCGGAAAUGAAUACACUCAGGUCCAAUUCCUGCUCGGACCCCACUGGCAUCAAUCCCGAACAGGCGGCGAGCCUGAACGAGCUCGCGUACAACCUGUUCUCGGGAUGUGACAUGUGGGCACUCGAGUCCAACACGAUCAAUACGCCCUUCACGCAGGACAGGCUUCCGUCGCCGUUCUUUUCUGCUGGGACGGACGGUGACGGGACAGGGCCGUCGUUUGCGCCUCUUGCGGGACAUCGACCAAGCCUUGCCCCGACACAAACGGACCCGACGUUAGCUAUUCCGGCAGGCGCACCUUCACUGACGUCUGUGGAUCUCGGAUUUCUUGACUCGCUCUCAAGCAUGUUUGACAGCAUGCAGUACGCGCCUCCGACCUCUUCGACUCACGUACCUGCACCAUCAACGUCGGAGAAUGCUGCUAGUUCCCAUCCGCUGGACGCGUGCGCACCGACCGAAGCAUCUACCUUUGCAAGUCUGGUAGCCGACCCUCCAGCUUGGCUCAGGGAUGGGGAUCAGGAUCAAGAUGCUGGGCUAUGGCAAUGGUGCACAGCGCCAGAUGGCGAGCUGUGGAGUCAAUGGGAGGCUUAUAUUCACGAUCAGGGAGGGGUACAAGACCCCGAUUUUUUGGCCUCGUAGUCCAGGCCCUAGACCGCCUUUUCAUUCUUCAUGGACACGAUUCUGAAGACUGCUACGCCUUACAUUUCUGCUGAGUGUACCACUAGGACAUCAGGCAUGACAAUCGG
Molecule: messenger RNA, 3467 nt
Organism: Dichomitus squalens LYAD-421 SS1
Lineage: Eukaryota; Fungi; Basidiomycota; Agaricomycetes; Polyporales; Polyporaceae
Exons: 20
Coding region: 52-3360 (1102 amino acids)
Biological process (GO): DNA-templated transcription; regulation of DNA-templated transcription
Molecular function (GO): DNA binding; zinc ion binding; DNA-binding transcription factor activity, RNA polymerase II-specific
Source: RefSeq, a predicted model, not a curated record